This is a messenger RNA of Pelobates cultripes (western spadefoot toad), 17795 nucleotides long. The record is from the annotation of a GenBank genome assembly. Lineage: Eukaryota; Metazoa; Chordata; Amphibia; Anura; Pelobatidae.
AUGCUGGGAGUCGGACUGAGCAGGCUGGGACACGGGCUGCUGGGACCGGUCAGGGCGUACUGUGCCAUGGCUUCUGCAGGGAAAGGACUCAUCUUCAGACAGGUGAGUGACACUGGCAGACCUAUCACCCUCAGCCAGCAUGGCAGACCUAUCACCCUCAGCCACAGCCAGCAUGGCAGGCCUAUCACCCUCAGCCACAGCCAUCUUGGCAGACCUAUCACCCUCAGCCAGCAUGGCAGACCUAUCACCCUCAGCCACAGCCAUCUUGGCAGACCUAUCACCCACAGCCAGCAAGGCAGAUCUAUCAGCCACAGCCAUCAUGGCAGGCCCACCACCCUCAGCCAGCCCACAGUGGAACUUGCAGGCCACAAUACAUUUACUUUAAUCUGUUUAUCUUCAUGUUACAAUGCUUAGAGACUCUCUUUAUCCUGAUGGGGUAGGGGUACAUUAUAAUGUAUUUGUGUGUAUACAGACUCCCACUCCUAUAAUGCACAGCCACACAAAGACCCGAUCUAUAAGGGCCAACAUAUUGGCAGAGUUAUUAUUUUUUUAUGUACAGACUGGGUAACCAUUGAUACUGAUAUAAGGUUAUCACUGCCUUGUAAUGGCUGGCUAGGAAUGAUGAGGGGCUGCAGUCCACACCAGAUGCAUUGGCUUCCCUGUCCUGCAAUCCCUUAACACAGGCUUCCCCAAACUCCGUCCCUCCAGAUGUUGCUGAACUACAACUCCCAUGAUUCUGUGAAUGAAAUAGAUAGGCUGAGAAUCAUGGGAGUUGUAGCUAAGCAACAUCUGGAGGGCCGGAGUUUGGAGAAGCCUGCCUUAACACCUCCAGGAGCCCCAUCCAUAUAUCCUUCUCCUGUUUAGUCCUCCAUGAUAGCGUCUGUAUUGGGUCAAGUCUUUGAUGAGCCAAUCAUGUCCUUGAAAGAAGGUGGCUCCCUAAAAAUAUUGUCUGUUGACUUCUAUAGCUUUGGAAAAACAUGGAUAUAGUGAGUGAACAUUUGAAUGUCACACAGAUGGCAAUCUGCAGAUCAUUGAUAGUAUUUGUGACAGCUAAUGUUGUGCCUAGACAUGAUGGGAGUUGGGCUUCUGCAGGACCAGAAAUCCUGUCUCUGCAAAAUGUAUGAACCAUGCAUCUGGGGCAUUUAAAGAAGUUAACUUAAUAUGUCUGCGUAUAUUAUUGUUUAAGAUAUUUAAAAAUAAAAAAGUAAAUUUAUGCAAAAAAUACAAACCUACUUCAUGUUGUCACUGUACAUGGGGACGUGUUAUCCGGUCUGCCGCAGUCACCUUAACAACCUAAAGCUGUUUGAAGAGCUAUUUCUGGGGCUUAUUUACAAAAAGUAAGAAUUGGGGAGAAUUAAAAAGGUAGGCCAAAGUAACCAAGCAGUAAUGAUUACUGAGAUAGACAUUUGUUUUUCCUCCUAUACAGCUACCUUGGCCUAAAACUCACAACUAUUUUGACAAGAAAAUAACCGUAACAGCCGAAGGGUUAGGUCCCAGCUGAUUUAAAAUCACAGCUCCUAUGAUGCUUUGUUGACCAUAGCACCUGCAGAGCUUAAUGGGAGUUGCAGUUUUGCGAGAGCCCUUAGUGUAGACUGUUACAUCAGAUCUCUGUUGGGUUUUUUUUUUUUAAUUGUGAAAGCUUUUACGUUUGUGUGGUUUUGCAGAGGAAGUGAGGUAAUAAGGGGGAUAUGAACGUAAAAAUGUGGCAAUAUCCCGGUUAUUCACUAAAGUGAGAAUUAAAGAGACUUUAAAGUGAAAUCAAUCUGUAUUUCAAAUUUAAGGGCAAAAUAGACAAACACGAAAAAUUCUCUAAGUCAUUUACGCUUAAAUUCGGUUGCCUUGGCCUUCAAUAUGAAAUUUACUUUGAAUUCUCUGUAAUUCUCACAUUAAUGUAUAAUGUUGUUUCCAUGGAGCUGGACUGAGUGAUCCUUUCCAGGAUUUCCUUGUAGCUCCAGAGGGUACACAUUCUCCAGCAGCUGAUAUCUUAACAGCUGGGGGGGGGGGAGACAAACUUCGCAGAGGAUUUUGCGGAAGCAUGAGUUAUUUUACAACAACAAAUCUAUUGUGUCAUCAGUUACAGGGAUAAACUGGCAUUACAUGGCAUUAUUACACCCAGCGUAUUGAUCUUGAAACUUAAUUAAAAUCCUCAUAGUAAAGGAGUUUAAGCAUGCGUGGGAUAGGCAUAAGGCUAUCCUGACUAUAAGAUAAGACCAGGGAGUAAUGAAAGUAUUUAGAAAAUUGGGCAGACUAGAUGGGCCGAAUGGUUCUUAUCUGCCGUCACAUUCUAUGUUUCUCAUUGUUAACAUUUUCAAAUUUUAUCUCAAAUAUGCCUGCAGCGCGCCAGUACAGAGCUGCUCACCGUGUGCUGGUCCUGUCAAGCUGUUGAGAAAUGUAUCCAAUCCUUUGAGGCUUCCAAGAUCAGAGAUAGAAGUAUCACUACGUAGAGUAACACUUGUUACAUCAUCAUGCACGUUAAAAAAUAAAUAAAAAAAAUCAGUCCUAUCACUUAGGGGUUUUACAUGUAUUAUUAUUAUUUUAUUUUUAUAUAUAUAUAAUUUUUUUUUAAACCCCCCCCUUCCCACCCAGGAUGUAUUGAGAUGGCUGGCAGGUGAGGCUGAAGAUUUACCUGUAGUUCUUCCUUGAAGGUUCUGUUGUCUUCACUGCGCCAAACACGUUAGGAGCCACGUCGGUGUCAUAGUCUACUCUAGCUCAUGCCUGAGAGUACAACAGAUGUUUAUAGAGGGAAAACUACAGGCUCCUCUAGAAUCCGUCAUAGACCAAAACUUGUCAAGCUCCAGAAAAUGCUGGUUUUACCCCUGGUAGCAACACUAAUGGGAAUGGACAAAAUGUGACGGCGGACACACUGCCUUUUCUCAAGUUUUGGGAACUCCGGUUUUGUCUACUUUGUCCUAUGAUGUCUUUUUGAUUGUAUUGGAAUUUAGUGGAAUUCCAGCAUAUUAGGUAUGACUAAAUAAAGAUUUAUAUUUGUCCUACAAUGUUUUCCAAACACGAUCUCAUUUUGACUUUUACAUUUAUAUCCGUAAUCCGAGAUAAGAUUGAUCAAUAGUUGAAUAUCUUCUUUCCAAUGUUAUUUUUUUUUUUUUUUAUAUUUGAAUUAUUUCACUUUUCCAUUAGAUUGCCAGUUUCAGCAAUAUUGCAGUGUGGUACUGAAAAGGUUAAUGACUGCUUUUCCAUUAUUUGCAUUUAAAAAACACGAUUAAUUGCUGCUUUAAAUUCAAUUCAGAUUUCUCUUUAUACAGCUCCUCUCGACUGUGUGUUAAGUUGUGCGCAUAUUUAAAAUUACCGUCACCUAACGCUUCGCUCUUUCCUGCAGUUGUUUGAACCAGUCAGUUGUACGUACACUUAUCUUCUUGCCGAUGAAAAGACUAAAGAGGCCGUUCUGAUUGAUCCAGUGCUGGAAAAGGCUGACCGAGAUGCCAGGCUAAUCAAAGAUCUAGGUCUGAAAAUGAUCUAUGCAGGUAUGAGCCCUACCGAGCAUUGACUUUAACUCUGUGACGCUGUAUAUGAUAACCACAAAAUACCCAAAUCGGUUUUAAUCAAAUGCCAUACAUACCGCUCUUUGUCUGUUGUCCAUCUCACAAACCUUUGCCAGCAAAAUAAUUUUUUUGGGGUGUCUGCUUUAAACUGUCGUUAGGUACACCCAAACCACUGUAAGAAGGUCAGAAAUAGCUCAAGGAAUAUUGUACUGACCAUCGUUGGUCCUCCACCAUAGUCCACUAUCCUGGCCAGUUUUAGAAGCUGAGCUGCUUUACAGGCGUAGAAAGACCUUGCAGUUAAAGGAGGAACGCUAAGUUACACAAGCACUGUAGUGGCUAUGACGCUGUCUUAUUUUUUAUUUUAUUUUCUGAAGGAAGGGUUGCCCCAAACCAUUUAGGGUCAGUUUGGCAAACACCAUGUCUGCCUCCUCUCUAGCUGACUUGAUAAUUGAGAAUUUACACUUCUGCCUCCAAACUAGAUCACAAUGAGGAGACUGUCACUUUAGGCCAGGGAUAGGCAACCUUCGGCUCUCCAGAUGUUGUGAACUACAUCCCCCAUAAUGAUGGCAAAGCAUCAUGAGAGUUGUAGUCCAAAACAUCUGGAGUGCUGAAGGGUGCUUAUCCCUGCUUUAGGCUAUCAGUGCAUCAGAUCAGCAAUGAUGCCUCUCAUUGGCUUUCACCAAAUUUUUAAAUAAAAAAUAAAAUAAAACAUCUCAGUUUCUAAGGUUCGCUACCUCAAGCCCAUUUCUUCUUCUUUUUUUUUAUUUUUAUUUUUUAUUUAUAACUCCUGAAUAACUUUUUUUCCCACAAGGAGAAAACCCUAUAUGAAUAAUAUGUAACCAUGACUGUUUGAUACAAUGAUAAUAUAUAAAAUAUGUUACAGCUGACAAACAGAACACAGGGAUGUGGAAUAUGGGAAGACAAUCUAUUUGUCUGUCGCUAAUUCCAGCUUUGUAUGAACUGCAGUUUUUUACUGGGUACAAAGUAUGGGUUCAUAAACUAUAAAAGCCACAUAUACGGGGCAAUUAUAGAGCUGUAAUCAAACCAUUAAUUUAACGAGCUCCUGUAGUAAUCCUAUGGCUGUCACCACUGCUGUUACCUCUGGUUGAAUCCGAGACUCGUCAUUCGACUGAAGUUGAUAUUAAAAGCUCUGACUCUGUAGUGAGAUUAUAGGUUAUCUGGCAAACGCACAUUUCUUUAUAAUGUAAUCAAACAGAACAUGAGGUCAAAUAGAAUAUUUACAGUUUGCAUAUUAAUAGCAGACAAACCAUUACUGACUUUUCAGACUUUUUUUUUAUUUUUUUAUUUUUUUGAGACAUUGGAGAAAAAUAUAAGUGAGAAUAAAUUAUGUUAAAUCUUCGUGUAGCCGAUAAAAUAAAGAGUAAUGGACUCCAUAAUUCCCAGAUAUUAGGCGUAAGGGUUAAUAGAAUAUAUAUUUUUUUGCACUGUUUCACACUUGCCAGUAUGAUUCAGAGCGCCUCGUGCACCACUUUGGCACCUGAACAUUUAUGGGUUUAUUCUAAAGUGAAAAUUCAAAAUGAAUUUCAAGCUUAAGGCCAAAAUAGUCGAAACUGAAAGCAUAGUUAACAUGGAGAAUGAUUCCAGUUUGGCUAUUUUGGCCUUAAAUUUGAAGUGCACUUGGAAUUCUCACUUAAGUAAAUAACCCUGAUGAUUUUUUAUUUUAUUGCUCUCAAUGUUUUAUGGUAAGCUGAAGUGUUUGAAAUAUACAAGGUCAUUUCCCCUACAGAAGCAGAAUGCUGGGGCAUUUCAUACCCCCCAAAUGCAGAUGCUUCUAAAAGUACAGAGGGUCUACUUGCAUAUUUCUCCCAUAAUCUGUGUACAUUUUGUAACCUGUAAUCGGAGACUAGUGUAUGUGCUGAAUCAAAUCUAGCCAUUAGGUGGUAACAACACCAAGUGGUGGGGCAACUAUAAUUGACAAUAGAAUAGUCAGACUUUGUCCUUCGUAAUUUUAAUUAGUCAUAAAAAUGUUGUAAUCUCUUUAGAUUAUGCUCUGUGAAAUUGACGACUGCUUGUAAAGUUUAAACCUGCAGUACUAGCUACUUGGCAGUUUGAAGGGGGACAAGUAUUUUCGUGUUUCCUGUCAUUGAAGUGCGCUCACAUGAGGCAUGACCGUAAACAUUGCUCAAUAAAAUCACUCUUUAAACUGACAACAUACUAUGGGAAAUGGGAGGAAAAAUAAGAAAAGCAUAUCCUCACAGAGAUGAAUUGAAUCAAUGAAUCUCUAUGAGGAAAGUUCAGUGUCUGCAUGCAGAGGGAGGAGAUACUGAAUGUUUUGAUGCAUUUUAGGCAGCCAUGACCAAGGAAGGAUCUCUAACAGCCAUCUGAGGAGUGGCCAGUGAAGUUAUCACUAGGCUGUAAUGUAAACACUGCAUUUUCUCUGAAAAGACAGUGUUUACAGCAAAAAGCCUGAAGGUAAUGAUUCUACUCACCAGAACAAAUUCAAUAAGCUGUAGUUGUUCUGGUGACUAUAGUGUCCCUUUAACCCUCUCUAAUAUAGCCACACGCAGAAAAUGGUUUGUCUGGUCCAAGUGACCUCCACGUUUUAUAACCUAUAUACAGGGUUAUUACCUAAGGCCAGAGAAGCCGAACGGAAAGCAUAGAUCCGUUACAGAAUAUUUCCAAUUUAUCUAUUUUUGACCUUAAAUUGAAAUUCUCAUUGAAUUGUCACUUUAAUAAUUACCCUGAUGUCGACAGUUAAGCUAGUAAUAACAAAAUAUGUCCGGCAGACUGUAAGUCGCUCUGUUUUCUCGUUCUUUGUGUCUCCUUUGGUCACUGCUGUUUAUUUUCUUCAGUAGUCUUUUGAACGGUCCCAAAAUAGAGAAUGUUGAACAAACCUAUUGAAAAGGUGCUCCUAAGACGACCCAUUGUUCUAUGUAAAUGUAUAUUUGAAACCCGUGACCAGCCCUCCUUGUGUAACAGGGUAACAGAACUGCAUGAAUGUCUGGUGGAGAGUUCUGUGAAUAUGGGGUUGUGUACAGUUCGUAACUGUUCUGUGUUAUCGAUGUAACAAUUCUCUUCUUAUUCGUUUCCAGCUAAUACGCAUUGUCACGCUGAUCACAUCACGGGGACCGGGGUUCUGAAGAAGCUGCUCCCAGGGAGUAAAAGCGUUAUUUCCAAGGACAGCGGGGCUAAAGCGGACAUCCACAUACAGGCGGGUGACGAAAUCAAGUUUGGGAAUUUUGUAAGUAUUCGCCCCCUAUGUGUGCCACUUUCUUCUAGGAAAGAUUUGAUUGUAGUUCUUUUAGUUUCCGUCUCGUACCUAUAAUACAAAACUGUGAAAACUGUGCCAUCAGCUGAUUACAACUCCCAUGAACAUAUGCUACCCAACUGCUUUGGUUUUUGGAUGGUUCCCCAGCUGUUCGCUGACUAAAACUCCCAUGAGCCUUUGCUAACCAUUCGUUAUGUUUGUGACUAAAAGAUUUAUGGGUGUUUAGUCUGCUAUAGCUUUGCUGUCAUGUAAGGCAUCUUCUCUGGACACUAAGUGUUUUGCUUGUCAGCAUGACACAGCUUUAAGUGAGCAGACUGGCUUAACGUGUCCCAUCCGCCUUUACGCUAUAUACAAGAAGAAGCUUCAGGCACUUAAUACAAAGCAGUUUGUAUUGGAUUAAAAUGCAACCUAAACAGUGGUCUUUGUCAAGCCUGUACUUUAUAAUGCUACAGAAGUAGCUGAUGAUUACUUAUAAGUUAGAGCAGAGCUUGUCAACCCACCCAUUCAUGCUCUUCUUGAACAAUUCUCAACCUUAGCCAGCCUUUGCAUUUCAAACUGACACACUGCAUGACAUGUCUUUCCUAAUUUAUCAGUCUGUCUGACUGGGAGUCAUGGUCUUUGAAGUCCAACAAUAUCUUUAUAGUAUAAUACUUCCUCCAGGUUUAUCAGAGGGAUGUCGCGCAUACAUUGGACUGCUACUGGGGCAACUGCAAAUCAGCCCACUAGCAUAAAGGGGUUAUGGGCUGCAGUCUCAUAGUAACAUUUGUGUGCUGAUCAAAAGCAGCUGGCGGUGUAUUGGAUGUCUGCUGACCGUUUUCUGCAAAAAUGAUUGUGCUGGGGCUGGGUGAUUACAAUCUUGCUGCUCUCCAGCCUUAGACUGACCCAUAUUUUCUUGGGCGUAGUGGGGGGGGGGGAAUGAGAUUAUUCAUAUAUAUUAUAUUAUACCCCCCAAAAAAAUCUAUUAAUAUACAAACCAUUUACAAACCUGUAUUCCACUUGGGAGUCCCUCCUAUUAUUAUUCUGAAUGAAGCCCAGAGCAAUUCUAGAAUUAGCCCGAAUGAAACAUUUUAAUCACAAGUGGUCAGCAAGUUGAAAAUCAAUGUAAAUUAACAAAUAAUAGAACUAAGAUCCCUGGACCGCCUUUUUUUCUUAGGGGCUAUAUGAUUUAUUUUCUGUUGAGCAUAUUACAAGUUACAAGCUUAUCAAGUACAUCACAAUAGAGCAUCGAUUUUUCAAAUAGCCAAUAUCCAAAUGGUAUGUAAACAAUAUCUGUAAGACAUUGCUUUGAACAGAGAGUGAAGAAGGAAUAAAAGUUAAAAGAGGAAUCUCUGCUCAGGAUAGGUGGAAAGAAGUAUAAUAGUUAUCUAAUGCUCUUGUCAUUAUUGAAACUGACAUAUUAAAUUGACAGGAGAAUUAAAGUCCUAAAUAUCUAAACAAUGCCCUGCCUUUUCUCUCUCAGGCUUUGGAAGCACGAUCCACCCCUGGGCACACAGACGGCUGCCUCACAUACGUGUUGAAUGAUAAGAGUAUGGCUUUCACCGGAGACGCGCUCCUGAUUAGAGGCUGCGGACGCACCGAUUUCCAGCAAGGUAUGUACUAAACACACAGGUACAAGACAUAUUCAGGAACACGGUCCGUUAUUUAGAGUACAUUGCUUUGGGAUGUACUGUUACUGAGCCUCCUGUAUUUUAUUGUAAGUGUUAUGUUUGCAGGUGUGUGGAUUGACAUGACAGAUCUCACCUUUCAGUGGAGAUAGUUAUAAAAAGUGUAUUGUACACAGCUGACCGCGUGUGUGUCUCUAUGGGGUAUUUACGGUGCUUAGAGCUCCGUGGACUGCUAUUUUAAAUGGAGCUUUGUGAGAUACUUGUACACAGCACACAUUACUGUUGAGUCUUAUUGCAGUGGAGCUCUAUCGAACACUCAUAAGAAAUUUCUGUAAAAAAAUUGUUUUGCAGUGGAGCUCUGUGAAACACUCACACUGCACCUUACUUUGGAGUUUUAUAGCAGCGGAGCUCUUUAUCACACUCAUACACACUGUACAUUGCUGUGAGUUUUAUAGCGGCGGAGCUCUGUAUCACACUCACACUGUACAUUGCUGUGAGUUUUAUAGCGGCGGAGCUCUGUAUUACACUCACACACACUAUACAUUGUUGUGAGUUUUAUAGCGGCGGAGCUCUGUAUCACACUCAUACACACUACAUUGUUGUGAGUUUUAUAGCGGCGGAGCUCUGUAUCACACUCAUACACACUAUACAUUGCUGUGAGUUUUAUAGCGGCGGAGCUCUGUAUCACACUCACACACACUGUACAUUGCUGUGAGUUUUAUAGCGGCGGAGCUCUGUAUCACACUCAUACACACCAUACAUUGCUGUGAUUUUUGUAGCGGCGGAGCUCUGUAUCACACUCACACACACUAUACACUGCUGUGAGUUUUAUAGCGGCGGAGCUCUGUAUCACACUCACACACACUAUACAUUGCUGUGAGUUUUAUAGCGGCGGAGCUCUGUAUUACACUCACACACACUAUACAUUGCUGUGAGUUUUAUAGCGGCGGAGCUCUGUAUCACACUCAUACACACUACAUUGUUGUGAGUUUUAUAGCGGUGGAGCUCUGUAUCACACUCAUACACACUACAUUGCUGUGAGUUUUAUAGCGGCGGAGCUCUGUAUCACACUCAUACACACUAUACAUUGUUGUGAGUUUUAUAGUGGCGGAGCUCUGUAUCACACUCAUACACACUAUACAUUGUUGUGAGUUUUAUAGCGGCGGAGCUCUGUAUCACACUCACACACACACUAUACAUUGUUGUGAGUUUUAUAGCGGCGGAGCUCUGUAUCACACUCACACACACUAUACAUUGCUGUGAGUUUUAUAGCGGCGGAGCUCUGUAUCACACUCAUACACACUAUACAUUGUUGUGAGUUUUAUAGCGGCGGAGCUCUGUAUCACACUCAUACACACUACAUUGUUGUGAGUUUUAUAGCGGCGGAGCUCUGUAUCACACUCAUACACACUACAUUGUUGUGAGUUUUAUAGCGGCGGAGCUCUGUAUCACACUCACACACACUAUACAUUGCUGUGAGUUUUAUAGCGGCGGAGCUCUGUAUCACACUCACACUAUACAUUGCUGUGAGUUUUAUAGCGGCGGAGCUCUGUAUCACACUCACACACACUAUACAUUGCUGUGAGUUUUAUAGCGGCGGAGCUCUGUAUCACACUCACACUAUACAUUGCUGUGAGUUUUAUAGCGGCGGAGCUCUGUAUUACACUCAUACACACCAUACAUUGCUGUGAGUUUUAUAGCGGCAGAGCUCUGUAUCACACUCAUACACACUAUACAUUGCUGUGAGUUUUAUAGCGGCGGAGCUAUAUUACUCCUACACAUUUGCUAUAAUUGAAAUGCCUAUAAAGCACUGUGACUUAUUUAAGCACAAUGUGACUGUGGUUAACAAGUGUCCCUGUCUGUUUGCAGGCUGCCCCAGUAAGCUGUACCAUUCUGUGCACACCCAAAUCUUCUCCCUGCCUAGCGAGUGCCUCCUCUACCCUGCUCACGACUAUACAGGUCAGUAUGGGAUACCCUGUUGGUGCCUACACUAGUUAGUAUAUUAUUAAAGUACACAGAAUUUCCUCUAUUUGUUUUGCCUGUUUAAAUAUAUAGUUCAAUACUGUUGCAGCAAGUGACUAUCUAUGGAGCUUUGCCAACUCCACGUAAUGCAGCCACACUCCUCAACUCUAAGGAUAAACCUGCACUCCAAUCUUAUAUGGCUGCAGGGAUGGACUGUCCAAUAUACACACAUACAAGUAUAAAUAGCUGCUUUUUCACUAAACACGGAAUAUUGGAGAACUGAUAAUGGAACUAAAAUUUUAGGCCACAAUAAAUGGGCUAAAAAAUAUCUGAGUUGUAAAAUCGUUCUAAUUUGGCCCACAAUGUGCAUUUUUUUUUUUUUUCGUUUUACUGAAGUUUACUGAAUAACUCGUGUGUGUGUGUGUGUGUGUGUGUGUGUGUGUGUGUAUUAUGUAUAUAGUGUAAAGGGAAUGUGUAGGAAAGCAUGUUUGGCUGUGUGUAUUGUGAGUGUAGGUACUUGUUUAUGCAGGAAUUGACACAUUUGUUUGGAGUCUAUGAGCCAGUUUUUUAAAAUUAAAAAUGUUUAACUUUCAAUGUGAAAAAUGCAAUUCUUAAAGGAACACUAUAGCCACUAUGCUUUAUGUUCUGGUGUCUAUAGCCUGUCCCUGCAGGCUUUUCAAUGUAAAAAAGGGCAGUGUUUACAUUGCUGCUUAGUGACAGUCACUCAGACGACCACUAGAGGGUGCUGGGUCACUGCUGCACGGUGUGUAUCACCCAUGUUCAGCGUCUACAAGCUCUGAAUGCAUUGAUAGAAAUGCAUUGACUCAGUGCAACUCUAUGAGGAGAUACUGAUUGGCACAGUGCAGUGUUUUGUACCUUUUUUUUUUUUUUAACCUUUAAAAAAAAAAAAAAAAAAAAUGUAAUUUCUGGUUUCUCCAUGGCAACCUCUAACUGCAAGCCACAUUUUUUUUCCUUUCACCAUAUAACAGUAAUAGCUUGAUUUGUAUGUGCUGCCCAUUAAUAUGGAUGUGUGUCCAGGAAACAUAGAUUUGUUUUUGGAAUCUGCCCAACCUCUCUGGUUUUUAUUCCCUCUAAUGCUUUUCCUUUUCUCUUCUUUCUCUCCGCAUUCCUGUUUUUGUGUCUGUCUACUACACCUCCAUACCACCGUCUUUCUUCCCCAUACCUUGUGUAGCAUGGCCAAGCUGCAACUAGCGCAAGAGUGGCGAGAAGAUUGAUCCCCAAGCAUAUUUUUGUAUAGGGGUGUAUCUGUAUGUACUGUUGCCAUUGGAAUGCAGUGGUGUACUUGUGUGUAGUGUUUGCGUUUGUAAGUAGUUUUAGCUUUUAAAUGCAGAUGUGCUUUUGUGUGUAGAGUUGGUGUUUUGUAUAUAAUUUUAGUGUUUUAAUACUGGGGUGUGUUAGUAUGUAAUGUUUGCAUUUGCGUGUAGGGGUGCGUUUGUAUGGAGUUGGGGGUUUGUAUGUAAUGUUUUACAUGUUGUGUUGAUGUUUGUUUGCUGUGAUGUAUCUACAUACAUGCAUAGAUACACACACACACACACACACACACACACUCACACCUAGAUAGAAACAUAUAAAAACACGGACACAUACACACAAAUGGACACAAAGAUCUACACACACUGGCACAUACACUCAGAUAUACAUACUGGCACACAGAUAUACUGGCACGCCGAUAUACUACUACAUACACACACUGGAAUGUACACAUGUCAGUAAUUUGUAUAUUUGCAGCCACCCUUCUUUUAGCUUACCUUUUGUCUGCAGGAGGGUGACUUGCUUGGGGUGCUGUUGCCUGAGGAUGACAUGGGCUUUUCAACAACUCUUUCUCUCCCCCACCACCCCCUCCAUACUGAAAUGUUUAUUAUAAGCUAAAAACAUAAUUGGUCUCAAUAAUAAUAAUACUCCUACUUUAAUUUGUUAAAAGUUGGCAUUGUCAGUAGUUGCCGUUACUUGCUAGCACCCUCUAGCUGUAGAAUUAUAUUUAAAACCUAUUCAUUAAAGGGACACUAUAGUCACCCAGACCACCUCAGCUCAAUGAAGUGGUCUGGAUGCCAGGUCCCUCCAGGUUUUAACCCUUCAUAUGUAAACAUAGGGUUAAUCCAGCCUCUAGUGGCUGUCUUCUGGACAGCCACUAGAGGUGCAUCUGCGACGCUGGAGGCGAAUUUCGCCUCCAUCGCGCAGAGCGUCCAUAGGAAAGCAUUGAAAAAAUGCUUUCCUAUGGGCAAUUUGAAUGUGCGCGCGGCACUUGCCGCGCAUGCGCAUUCGGCUCCACUGACGUCGGACGGGGAGGAGAGGUCACAAGCGCCGAGGGAGCCAGGUACUGGAUUAAGGUAAGUGGCUGAAGGGGUUUUAACCCCUUCAGCACCAUGGGAGGGGGACCCUGAGGGUGAGGUCACCCUCAGGGCACUAUAGUGUCAGGAAAACCGCUUUGUUUUCCUGACACUAUAGUGAUCCUUUAACAAUAAUAAAGAGGAUAUUUAGAAACCAUGAUAUAAAUGUUACAAUUACUCUGGUAUUGGUAACAUUGUUACACUAGACUAGUAAUAUGUUAAUCGUAUGAGGCCACAAACAAAUUGUCUCAAUUUAAUAAUAAAGUUCUGCAAUAUUAGUUAGAAUAUACUCUAAUCGUAUGUUAUUCACAUUCAUGAUUACUUUUACUUCCAUUUGUCAAUAGAAAAUCUCAAUUACUGUUACUCACUAGCGCCCUGUAGCCGUUGCACUAUUAUUGAAGCAGAUAUUCAGGAACAAUAACGUUAAAGAUGUUUCUGAACAGAAAUAAUAAUGUUAGAACUGCUCUGGUGCAGGCAACAUUGUUACAGCACACACAAAAAAUAAAUAAAAUUAACCUUCGAAGUAGGGCACAUCGAACUCCAAAUGUAGACCAGCUUGUCUCCUUGCUCAUAGAUUUAAAAUUAAAAUAAAAAAAUCAAUUUAUCCUCUUGGAAACCCAAAUUCUAUUCAUGUCCCCACCUCACAGGAAAGCAUUAAGCGGCUAGUACACAUGCGCGUCAGAAUGCAGCACUGUGCCAUUCAGAUUAUCUCUCUUGGUUGCCUUCUGGUCAAUCAAGGCUUCUAGGGCCAGAUAAUAAAUGUUUAUGCACUACAUGUUCCUUAAAGUGGCACUGUCAUGCCGAAUUUAUCUUUCUCCUAUUGUUUCCUCUUCUCUCUCUGAAUCUCCUUCUUUUUUAAAAAAAAAUUUUUCUGAUCUAAUUUUCUUUAAAACAUAAGACAAAGUAGGGACAAACAACCCUAAACUAUUGACAGCGCAGUUUUGUCCUUUUGAGACUCGUCAGGAUGAUGCAGUUCAGGUACAGUGUUAUGAAUUGCUAAAAAAAAAAAAAGGUGAUCCAAAAUUUAGAACCAUAUAGCAUGGUCUGUUAAUGUGCAAUCCGAAUUCAAGGUUAAUGUAAGAGGAAUUUGAAAUAAGGCAUAAUCUUAAAAGUGGAAAAAUUGCCAUGGAAACCAAUGUAAUACCUUUUUUUUUUUUUUUUAUUCUUUAUUUUUCUUGUGCAUUUGGUUACAUACAUGCUUACAGAUCCACGACAGCGACUGUAAGCUAUUUCAAGACAUAUAGUGGCAUAUCUGAGUGGUUGCACAUUUAAUAUUUGUGGAGUAUAGUAGGCUAACAAUCGUUAAGUUAACUACAUGAAAUAGGUACACAUGUUGUAGCAGGAUAAUUAUAAAAGCCGUACAGUGAACAAUGUGUACUAAAAAUACGCUCCUGACAAUGGCUGUGGAGGGGCCUUAUGAUACCUGGCAUGUGUCAAUCUAGUUAGUGUUGUCUGCUCCGUUAGUGUGUGUGCUGUGGGUUUAAUCCGCCUAUGCUUUAAUGAGUUGUUCUGGGAGGUGUUGGGCUGAGUAAUGUAGUGUAUCAUUCUGCGGUGUUAUCUUCCUUCUGUUAUCGUCAGGUAGCAAUAUAGCUUGGGAGGUAUCUAGGUACUGAGUGUAUUGUAACCCUGUCUGUCUGCCAUUUGGGGUGAUGUGCCGCCUUGUUUCCGCUUAAGGCAGAUGUGGGGGGGGGGUGAGGUAAUUAACCUGGUGGGAAGCGCGUUUGUGUGUGUCUGACAGGUAGAUAGCUAGUAACAUUUACUGGUACAUUAACAAUUAUAAACACAAAGAUAGCAAUAUAAAGUAAAAGUUGGCUGGUAGGCAAAGUAGCAAAAUUAUUUGGAGAAUCGCAAGGAGUUAGUUCCGUAGUGGUGAGAUCAUACAGUCCCAGCAAAUAUCUUGUUGGGAUUUACAAACAUGCCGUUGGAUUUCUCAUGUUGGGUUGUCAGCAUGGGAGCCGUGUCUGCACCGUUGCGGAACGAAAGAUUUCACCCUUUCCGGGUUCCACCUGUGUCGUAGUCUCGGAGGUUGUCGUGGGACGUAUGGCAUCUUGUGGUAGUCCCAGUAUGGGUAGCAAGUCCUGUGCUCCCUGGAGGUCGUGAAUCUCAUGGGUGUUCCCGUCAUGUGUCACCUGCAGGGAGCGGCUGAGGCGCCAACGGUAUGUUAUGCCUUGUUGCUGGAGUAGCGUUGUAAGUGGCUUAGGCUACCGUCUCCAGUCCAAGGUACUUCCGGACAAGUCCGUGAAGGAGAGGGACAUGGCUUCGAAGGAGUACUGGGGUAGGUUUUUGACUGCUGCCAUGGUUGCGGCUCUGUCUUCCUUGCACUGGAAGCGGAGUAUGAUGUCCCUUGAGGCCGCUGGUGGGGCUUUGGUUGGUUUGGGAACUCUGUGGACUCCAUCCAGGCUUAUUGCUUUGGCCUGCCGCGCAUGCAGUGGUGCUGCCAGGAGCCUCUGCGCAAAAUGCGGCAGUUCCUCUACCAGCAUGUCGUCUGGUACUCCCCGUAUCUUUAUAUUAGUUGCUCUACGUGUGUCCUCCAGUGCGGCGAACUGCCGCUCAAAAGCCUCCGUUUUAGCCUGCAGAUCCCUGAUCUCCAGUUGCAUAGCGGCAAUAUGGGUAGCUGUGGUAGCGGAGGUAUCCACCAGGGUACCCAGUCUCCCGGUCAUUCCUUGGAGGCCCGCCAUUUCUGCCUGGAUCGUGGUCUGCAGGCUUGCUAGUAAUGCCUUGAGCACCGCUGUAGUGACUGGUGCAUUAUCAGGGUCUGGUGGUGUGACUUUGGCUGCCGGUGGACUGGGAGAGUGAUGGGUGUCCUCACCUUGGGAGAAGUCGUCCGACAGGUUGGAGUUAGUCUCUGGGUAUUCGGCCAUCUUGGGCCCAGCCGCUUUGUGGGCCUGACGCCACAUGGCUCCGAUAUCGAGGCCAAGUCUGGGCUGGUCAGGCUUUUGCUUUUUGUUUUUCCAUCCCAUGUCGAUUCCGCUGUUAUUGCCUGGGAUUUGUGGCUGUUUUGGUUGUUUUUUUUCCGUUUAGAUUGGGUGUUUUUUAGCUUGAAAUCACAGGAGCUACAGUGCCAUGCGACUUCUCUGCUCUGCAGCUUGGCUCCGCCCCACAAUGUAAUACAUUUUAACACUAUCAGGUUUAUUAGUGAAACUACUAAUUUUUAGCGCUGCAGAGAAAACAGUGUAUACAUUACGGCCUAGGGAUACUUCCACUGGCCACUCCUCAGAUUGUUGCUAUAGGUGCUUCCUGGGGCAGUACUGCAUAGUGUGACUGUCAUUCAGUGUCUACACCCUCCUCGUGAUUCUGUGCAUCUCUGUGAGGAGAUGCUGAUUGGCCAAGGCUGUGUAUGGCUUGUGCUGGCUCUGCCCCUAAUAUGCCUCCUUGACAAGAUCAGCCAAUCCAAUGCUUUCCUUCGGGAGCAGACUGGAGUAAUGGUAAGAUUUUACUAUGGUUGGGGUGGGGGGGGGGGACAGGACUUGUUUUUAACACUAUAUAGUAUUAGGAAAACAUGUUCAGGAAUAUGUGUUUAUUUAAUUUUAUGUUAAUUGUGUGCCUGAAACAUCUGCAAUUAUAAAAUUGAAGUUGAUUGUUUUCUGCAUACACACCUUUACAGGUCAAACAGUGACAACUGUGGAGGAGGAGAAAAAACACAACCCCAGACUGACCAAGAGUGAGGCAGAGUUUGUGAAUAUUAUGAAUAAUCUGAAUUUGAAGAAGCCUGCACAGAUAGGUAAGGUUAUAUACUGCCCCCUACUGGACAGAAGUCACACCAACACCAUAUGUGUCAUUAGAAUUAUAGGUUUCUUUGAACUGAAAAUGAAUAUCAGAAUUUCAAUUGUGCAUAUUUUUGUGUUCCUCAUGUAAUGUGUGGGGGACCCAAAAUUCACUUUGAAUUUCCUGUGGUUGUCUGAAAUUCCACUUGUUUUGUAGUUAAUGCAGUUAGUUCUCAAACACAACAAUACACACCGCACACAAUUUCUGAGCAUAUUUCAAAAGCCCCUGCAUAAAUUGUAUAUAACAUUAAUGUAUUAUGAGGUUUUCUGUCAGUCUAUCUAGUGGGCCUCUCUGUAUGAAUGGAACCCAUGUAAUAUGUACUAUGACCACAAGAUGUCGCUCUAUUACAAUGUUAUUUUGGCGGCUACUUUGUCACAUUUCAUUAUGAUGUGUGGGAAUUAAAACAAUUGAACGUUUUCAAUAACCGAAAUACUGGUGAUUAUAUAUAAAAAGCCUUUGUAUUUCAUGUUUUUCCUAUGUGCACCUAUUUUACUCCCUUACUUGCACCAAAAUAUCAAAAUAUUCCUUACAGCGCAAAUUCUGGUACUUUAAUUUUCGGUUCCGUUUUGUUUUUUCACAAAUGAGUCAUUCCCAAUGUGUAAAAUAAAGUGCAAGAAUGCUUUUUAAAAUGUAUUUAUUUUUUCCCCAAAAAAAAUUUCUGCCCUGCCAGAGUGGUGACUUUUCUGAGAUUAGUAAGGGACUUUCAUUGUCUUUUCCUUAAAAAAAUAAAUAAAUACACAUUUUCUAAAUUACAAUUGUAAUUGGCAGACUGAAGCAUGUUUGUUUGGCGCAUUACUUAAAUCACCAGUUAAGAAAAUGGUGCAAGUGCACAAAACUAGCGUGCCCACAUGAAAUGUAAUGUGACAAUGUUUAUACAUAACUCCCACUGUAUCCAUACAUUAUACCAACUAACCCACACGGCUUGUAAGUUUAAAAACAAUUUAUCGAGCUGCACCUUUUUUCUGCCUUACACACCUGUGGUAGGGAUUCCCAUCUGUUGAUCUAUAAUUCUCAUUAUAUUUACCAUCUACAACUCCCAUAGGGAUAGCCCAUAAACUGUGACAUGAUAAACGAGGGGUAAUUAACGGUUUGUUUUAGAUUUCAUUAUUUAAUCUAAAAACUGGGGUUGGAAAUAAUUUACACACUAAACGCAGCAAGCGUGAUGCCGAUAACUUCCAUUUGAAUGAAUACUAUGGGGGAGAGAUGUCUGUACACAAUUCAUUGUCUUCAUUGUUGAUGUUUAUCAUUUUCGUGGUUUAUAAUUCUGAUUAAAAAAAAAAAUAAACUUGUUUUGUGUGUUUUUUUUUUUUUUGCAUUAUUUAUAGCAAGUAUUUUUCUUUAACCAGAUAUUGCUGUGCCAGCCAACUUGAAAUGUGGCAUUCAGGACUAG